Rotaria sp. Silwood2 is the source of this 816-nucleotide messenger RNA. The record is from the annotation of a GenBank genome assembly. Lineage: Eukaryota; Metazoa; Rotifera; Eurotatoria; Philodinida; Philodinidae.
AUGUUAUUCAAUAUUGUUGAGAGAAUUCCUUAUUGGUUUUUAUAUGAACUAUUACGUGAAAUAUGGGAUAUAUUAUACUGUGAUUUUCCGAGAAAAUCUUGGUUAUCAACCCUUCAAAAAUUAAUUGAAGAAUUUUUACAAUUGUUUCAGACAAUUUUUCCUGAACAAUUCAUUCCCAAAUUUCAUUAUCUUCUUCAUUCAGCACGAAAUACAGCAAAAUAUGGUCCAUUAGAGCGUCAAAUGAAUUUACGCUAUGAGGCGAAACAUCAUUUGUUAAAACAAAUCGCCAAUCGAUGUAAUAAUUUUAUUAAUUUAUCAUAUACGAUUUCUAAACGUAUACAGCUACUUCAGUGUUAUGAAUUAAUUGAUGAAAAUGUGUUUAAAUUAAAUAAUGUUAGUGGUAAAAUUCGUACACGACGCAAAAUAACUUUUAAUCAAUCAAUACAAAAAACAUUACUUGAUGACAGUCAAUUCAUUUAUGGUGACAUUGUUGAAUUUGUCAAAUGGGUAUUGAUAGAUAAUGUUAAAUACAAGAUCGGAGAUUUUUUUGUUGCUUAUUUAUUGGGUGGAGAAGAAAUUUCAUUAUUCGUUAAAAUUAAAUUUAUUAUUCAUAUAGCCAAACAAUGGCGUUUUAUUGUUCAAUGCUAUGAUACAAUUACAUUUAGACAAAGUUUAUGGUGUUAUGAAAUUAAUCCAUCAAACAAUAAUUGUAUAUUGAGUAAAAAUGAAUUUUUAACACACAAAGCAGAAGACUGUUAUUAUAUAAAUAAUUCAUAUUUCAUUCGUGUACCUUAUCCAUUAACUGUUAUUGAAUGA